CGCACCACUCUCCAAUAUGGGCAUUCCGCAAGCGUCUGCUAGUCGCAAGGAAUCGACAAAAACUCAAAAGAAACACAAGUCCUCCAAAUCUUCGACAACCGCCAAACCAACCUCCACCUCGCCCUUCACCACCCUCACAGCAUCCCUCUACGUCUCUCUAUCCCCGUGCGCCAACGCUUUUCCGCUCGAAGGCCUCUGCGCCGAACACCUCUCCCCGCACCUCAUGACCUACCACUCCUCCUUCAACGGCGUGGUGUUAUCCUACUCCAACCCACGAAUCUCCUCCUCACCCGAAGACCACCGACCCCAGGCAAAGACGGAAAAAGUGCUCGCGAGAUCCAUCGACGAAUACGCCGUCACAUUUCUUUGGCUCACCGCCGACUUCCUUGUCUUCCGGCCGGAACGAGGGAGUUUGCUGGAUGGCUUUGUCAAUUUGCAGAGCGAGAGUAUGCUCGGAUUGUUGUGUUACAAUUAUUUCAACGUGGCGAUUGCGAGGGAAGGAUUGCCGGAGGGGUGGAACUGGGAUGGGGAGAGCUGGAACGAUGCGGAAGGAAAUCCAGUGGGAGAGGGGAGGAAAGUGAAAUGCAAGGUUGAGGACUUCGUGGCGAGUGGAGGGGAGGGAUUGUCGAUUAGUGCGACGCUUGUGGAUGGGUGA
This is a messenger RNA of Zymoseptoria tritici IPO323, 655 nucleotides long. RefSeq lists its product as uncharacterized. The record is from RefSeq and is a predicted model, not a curated record. Gene Ontology annotation, cellular component: RNA polymerase I complex. Bases 17 to 655 code for a protein of 212 amino acids. Gene Ontology annotation, biological process: DNA-templated transcription initiation. The transcript is spliced from 2 exons. Lineage: Eukaryota; Fungi; Ascomycota; Dothideomycetes; Mycosphaerellales; Mycosphaerellaceae.